GGGUCUUAUUAUCAUUAUAAAACAAUCUCCAUCAAACUGAUGUAUAACAAAGAAAGCCAGUGUUUGCAGUUUGUUGUAUUCCUAACCUAAGACUUUGCGACUGCACUGGAACUGGAUAAAUUGGAAUGAAUCAGACUCUAAAACAUAAUUCAGCAUAAACAAAGGCAGCAUAUAUAUUUUGUCCGACUGAGAAUUCAGAAUGGGAAUAUUAUAUGAAAUCAUCGUUCUUCUAUGUUUCUCUGCCAUUCUUCACUUGGGAUAUAGUCAGUCUGAUUCAUGCAAUGAUAAAAUAUGUCCUCAACCUCUGGACUGCCGAUAUCCCAAAGUUGUUGUGGAAUUGCCAGAUCCCUAUGACAAGUGUUGCAAUAUAACAGAAUGCAUUUGUGAAGGCACAGCGUCACGUCUGAGUUCAUCUCACGAUUCCGAUGUGCAGUAUGAUGCACUUCUUAGGUACACAAAUUGUACAAUGAUUGAUGGGAAUUUGGAAAUUGUAUAUAUUCAUCCAAAACCCAAGAUCAACUUGUGGACUUUAGAAGCAACAAAACACAUUCAUACAGUCACUGGAUAUGUUUUAAUAUCAACAACCUAUAUUCAUUACAUUGAUCUUUCAUCAUUGCGACUAAUACGUGGCCGUACAUUGUAUCAUGCUGACAGAACACAAAAUCAGGCCUGCGGGCAGGCAAGAGACGAUAAAGAAAUUGGAUAUUCUCUUUAUAUUUAUGGGAAUUACGUUCUUAAUGAUCCAAUAAUGGGACUUCGUGGAAUAUUAAUGCCGCAUUUGACAGAAAUAAUGAAUGGAAAUGUCAAGAUUGAUGGAAAUAGAGAUUUAUGUUAUGUCGAUUCUAUUAUAUGGACUGAUGAAAUACUUAACAAACCUGAACAGAAAGCCUACGUGAAUGUCAGCAAAACUGCAAUAUGCAAAUGUCCAAGUUCUUGUAUUCAUAAAGAUGUUGAUGAUAAAGCACAUUGCUGGGGAAACAGCACAGACUUGUGCCAACAAUUCACACGCAGGCCAUGUAGAGAUAAGUGCACUGGAAGAUGUAAUCAAAAUGGUGGUUGUUGUGAAAGUUAUUGUGCAGCGGGAUGCUUGCGAAUAUUGUAUCGGAAUUUGAUAAAUCAAAAAUUCGAUACGAGUUUCGUUUGGUACUGUGUACCUCAAUGUCCAAGUACAAGGAGGAUAUAUGAACCAGAUCGAAGAUGUGUUUUAACAUGUCCUGAGAAAUAUUAUGCUGAUAAAGGUUAUUGCAAGGAAUGUCCCCCUGGGGGCUGCACAAACAUUUGUUAUGGGUUGGAAGCAAAAAUUGGACCAUUGAUGUAUGAUGAUGUAAUACAUUCAGGAAAUAUUGGAAAUUUUAGCAAAAAUUGCACAAUUAUAGAAGGCUCACUUAAUUUUAGAGAAAAUACUUUCAGAGGUGACUCCCAUUGUAAAAUUCCUGCAAUAUCUGACAAAUCUGCUUUUGAUGUUUUUGAAAAUGUGGAAGAAAUUACUGGAUUUCUGGGAAUUGAAUCCUGGCCAUAUGAAGAUCUCUGUAUAUUCAAAAAUUUGAAGAGAAUCAGAGGUUAUGAAAAAAGAAUGGAUGCUUAUAGUUUGCUCAUAAUGACAGAUGCCAGAAGUUUGCGAAGUCUUUGCCUUAAUUCUCUUCAAGAAAUUGAGUCAGGGGCUGUCAGUAUUACUAAAAACCCUCGCCUUUGUCAUGCUGACACAAUCGUAUGGGAUAAAUUGCGACAACGCAAUGACAGUACAAUAGAUAUACUCUAUGAAAACAGUGACUCUUGUCGUCGAGUUAUCGUCUAUAAUAAUCCAUCACUGUGCAACACUGAUUCUGUGCUUUGGGAAACAGUUUUCAAAAACCCUGGACAAUCCGCUUUCGUCACAAGUAAUGCAAAAAAGCGCAAGUGUUUACCUUGUAGCAAAACAUGUGAUUCGAGUAAUGGUUGUUGGGGAUCAGGCACUACGCAAUGUGUCACUUGUCGAUGGUUCACUGACUACACAAAUGAAUUCGGACGAUUUACUGAAAAGUGGGUCGUAGAUCCCGAGUCAAAACUGUUGGUUCCUGGUCACAAUGUUACAAACUGUGUCAAAGAAUGUAACUUCACAAAGGGUGUAUACAACACUAUUGACAAGAAAUGUUUUCCUUGUGAUGUUGAAUGCAAUGCAACAUGUACUGGACCUGGACCUACAAACUGUUCACCUAAGGGGUCACCUCUUAGUUGUAAAAAUGUUCAUUACAAUGGAACUUGUAUUAAAAAAUGUCCAGUAACUCAUUACCCAAGUCAAACAAAUGAAUGUAUGCCAUGCAGCCCACACUGUAUAGAUGGAGGGUGCGAUGGUCCUGAAGACAGUUAUGGAAAAGAUGGAUGUUCAUUCUGUCAUCGAAAAUAUGAUCCAGAAACAAAGCUAAUGAUAUACCAAGAUGCAACUUGUCAGAUGUGUUUGGAUCAUUUAGAAGUUGAAGAUUGCCCAUUGGGCUGUACAUAUGACAAUGUAACAGAUGCAUAUGCUUGCUACUCAGUACCCUCAUCGGCAUAUAUUGCAUGGAUCAUAGUUAUUGGUGUGCUUCUGAUAAUUGGUGCUGUAGUUGGCAUUACAUUAUUCAGGUGUCGGAAAACUAUUCGAACAAUGAGAAAACAUAUCGGAGAAAAAAUAGUUGGAGAUAGUGCCCAAGUUGAUGAGUUCAACACUCCACUGACACCUAGUGGAACUGCUCCUAAUCGAGCCCAUCUUCGUAUUGUUAAAGAAAGCGAACUUGCACUUGGUAAAACACUCGGCUCUGGUGCAUUCGGUGCUGUAUACAAGGCUAUUUGGACACCAAUGCAUAUUGAAGACCAGACAAUCAAGAUAGCUGUAGCAGUCAAACAACUGAAAACAUUUUCAAAUAAUAAUGAAAUUGUAGACGAAGCCCAUGUUAUGGCGUCUGUGAACAGCCCAUAUCUGAUACGUUUGCUUGGUAUGUGUUUGACUGAACAAGUUGCUCUCAUUACACAAUUAAUGCCGCUCGGAAGUUUAUUAGAAUAUGUACGGGACAACAAGGAUAACAUUGGAUCUCGUCACAUGUUAACAUGGUGUACGCAGAUCGCAAAGGGUAUGCAAUACUUAGAAGAGAAGCACAUGGUUCAUCGGGAUCUUGCUGCUCGAAAUGUUCUUGUCAAAACUCCACAUCAUGUCAAAAUUACAGACUUUGGUUUAUCGAAAAUGUUAAACGCGACACAAUCAGUAUAUUUUGCUGAAGGAGGAAAGUUACCGAUCAAAUGGUUGGCGAUAGAAUGCAUAACAGAGAGAAAGUUUUCACAUCAGUCUGAUGUUUGGGCAUUUGGCGUUACUUGCUGGGAAAUAUUUACUUUUGGAGGAAAGCCAUAUGGAGGUGUCAGUGCUAUUGAUGUAUUAUCUUUGCUGGAGCGUGGAGAUAGGUUAACUCAACCUCUUAUAUGUACCAUAGAUGUUUAUAUGAUUUUAAUUAAAUGUUGGAUGGUGGAUCCUCUCAGUAGACCAAGAUUUUCAGAACUUGUUAAUGAAUACACACAGAUGUGUCAUGAUCAUACUAGAUACCUCGUAAUUAAGAAUGAUGAACAUCAAGACAUGCUCAGCCCUAAUCCAGAAGAAGAGCGAAGAUUUUUCGAACAACUUAUAAAAGAAGAAAAUUCUGGUAUAGACGGGGAGUUGAUGAUCGGUGAACCUGAUUCUUAUCUUCUGUCAGAUCGUCUUAAUGGAGAACCUGAAUAUCAAAAUCAAGCUACUAUAGACAGAGAGCAAGGAAUACCAUCAGUGAACGGUGGUGCUUCAACAAGUAUGGGAGCAUGUGGUUCUUCACGUGGAACUCGAUUAUUUUCUCGUAACACACCAUCUGCACAACUUCCUACACCUCCAGCGAAUUCACAAAUUCCAAACAAUCAUACUGAAAUGGGACGUGUUCUACCCCGAGUGUCUGAUUCUAGCAACCCAGACGAUGUUUUUGCUAUGUCAGGUCACAGUCUUCGUAAUUCAUCUAUGCCUUCGAAGUCCAUGAUCGUAGAUAUGCCACUACUCGAGAAAGGAGCGGAAUCUCAUCCUGUACGAUUUGGAUCAAGUCGUCGUGCAGCUGAUCAAGCCUGGUCAACUUCAUCUGGUGGUAGAAAGGAUUCCGAAGAAAAUCCAAGAUAUACAGAAGAUCCUACAACACAUGCGAGAAGUUCAUACAUCGACCCAGCAUCGUCACCGUCAACUAUUGAUCAUGAAGUUCUUACGGCAUCAGAUUUUGAUCACAAUGACAAAAUGUUGUAUGAUGAGGAUGAAUAUCUGUUACCGACACCACGACCAGACAAAUCAUCAACUACUGAUUACUUUGAUCCAUCGAAGCCUCGUCCACAAAAGUCAAAUAUUGAAGAAACAGUUCCAAAGGUCCAUACAAAGCCAAAAUAUGCACCGGCUUCAUUAUCUAACAACACAUACCUGGAAAGUGGUGAGGCGAUGCCAUUAAUGACAGACGGUGCCUCUGGGUGGCCAGUGGCAUCAAAUCAGAUGCCACAACUUGUUGAUGAACAACCAGAAUAUGUUAACACCAUGUCUGAUCAUGAAUAUUUGAACUGGGAUGGCAAUAAGACUGAUGUUAUGAUGGCUGGUGUGGUCAACAGAGAAAAUAGUUUCAACAGAGAUUCACAGAAAAAUCCCAACACAUUCACAGUUCCGAAAAAAAAUGAGGAAGGCACUUGUUUUAAUAAUGAAGAAUAUAUGACAACGGAUAGCGGUAUAGGUGAAGAUAACCAAUCCAUACUUUCUGCUUCAAACGGAAUGCACAGUCGUUCGCAUGGUACUACAUAUAACAAUCCAUCAAGAAAUCGACAAAACUCAUCUUUAUCAUCUGCAGGUAGCAGUAACGGAAGUCUCGGACCUCUAAUAAGUUCGUCACCUUUACAUAAAAUACAAAGUGGCGACGAACAACCAAUAGACAUUGAUCAGUCAGCAGUGCGAUAUAAACCUGUCCCGAAACCACGACAAAGUGUUAAACGUUCAAAUAAGAACAUGUCACCUAAUACUGUCGGACUAGAUAAUCCAGAAUAUAUGAUGCUUAAAGAAAGUGUGUCUGACAGUUCUGCUUUACUUGAAGAUAAAGGCAAUGAUACAUAAAACGCAAAUGCGAAGCUGUCUAUAUUAACUAUAUAAUGUUUUAUAUAUUAUGAGGUAUUUGUUCUGUACAACAUUUUCAACAUACAACAAUGUUGCUUUUAUUUUGUUCCUUUUCUAAUUGUUGCUGAUGGCACUAACUAUGUUUUAGUUUUAAAUAAAAGUCAAACAGCUGGACGGAAAUGUACGUACAGUAAUUCUCCUAAUAUCUUCAGUUUCUAUAAUUCUGUUGUUACAAUAUAAUUUUAAUACUUUAAAUCAGUUGUUAAAUUUUAUAAAAAUAAAAUCAAGUUUUUUUUAUGCAACAGAUUCUAUUAUGUAACAUUUCUUACUGACUAUCAGCUAACAUUAUGUACCUCUAUGUUUAAACGUCCGAAUACCAAAAAUCUAAGAAUUCAGUUGUGUAAUACAUGAAUAUUCAUACAUCUUUUAAGUUAUAGUAAUCAUAAAUAUCAUAUAAAUUGUUCCAUCCUUGGCAUGGAGAAAAUGUUACUACAAUGUGAUAUCUGACAAGAGGAAAUAAAAUCGUAAUCUUGAGUGCUGUAUAAUAAAUUUUUUAUGUCUCUUGUUUUGUUACCAAAUGUAUUUCACUUUGCAUCUGUUUUUUGGCUCUUAUUGACAUGUUAUCCUUUUCUUUUUUUUUAACCUGCGCUCUGAUGUAUAUGUUGAAAUUUGCUAUAACUGAAUAGGAAGUACUCUAUGAAUUAAAGAGAAAAGUGUUCAUUAAUUCUUUUUCUAUCAUACUUUCAUGGUUUUUUAACUAAAAUGGUUCUUGUUUCAGAUUUUAUAUUAACAUGCAGUAGAUUGAGGCUUAAGUACAAAUUUUAUGUAUUUUUACCAAGGUGUAAUAAUCAUACUGUUACUGCAUUUCUGAUGUGGUUUAUUUGAGAGUUACUAGUAAUUUGUCACAAGCGAUAAUUAACUAAUAUUGUGAGAAUGUUAUUGUAUUUGUAAGCUGAUGCUGAACAAAAUCUCUAUUAUUUCAUUCUGCUGAUUUUUUUUGCUUGUGUGCUUUCUUGACCUGAUUCCUUUGAAGCUUAUGUAUGGAUAAGAAGAUAUUGGUGGUUUCAUAUCAAUUCUUUGAAUUAUAAUUUUGCAAUUAUAGACUAAGAAAACAUAGUGCAUUUAUAUUGUGGUUGCAUCGCACUUUCUGUAUAUUCCUGUAAAUUGAAAUUCUUUUAAAAUGUGGAUUCAUGAAAUGGCGCGAUUUGGAAAACUAACUUUGACCAUAGAUUCAUAUAACUAGGUACCAAGUUAUUAGUUAGUUAUACAGUGUUUAAUUACCGUAAAUUUUUCAUAAAAUUCAUAUUCACCCCUCCAUUUCUUGCAAUGCCUGAUAAAUCUAUUGAUUCUAAAUAGUUAUCCAGAUGCAAAAAAUUGUAAAGGAUAAUAUAAGCAACUAUUACGUUGUAACUAAGAAUUUUCAUUCUAAAAAUAUAUUUCAUGUAUACAAAUUUAUACCAAUAUUUUAAAGCUGCCAGUAAGUCUUAUAAAUACAAGUUAUUGAUCUUAAUUAGUUACCUGGAUAUAAAACUUGAAGCACUGACGGUGUAUUUGAUGCACAUUUGGAUAAAACUUUUUUUCCUAUUGAAAUGAGAGUUUUCCUAUUUCUAUGGUAAGGGUUCUGGCAUACUAAAUUGGUUAGCCUUAAUAUUUAUUACUAGAAUACCAAAUGGGGGUAAUAAACAUCAUAUUUUGGAUGUUAAAACGAGUUGAAAUUUUUUUUUAUGUAAUUAUGAUCUUCAAACUUUUAGACAGGGAAUGUGAAGAAUUUUUCCUCUUAUUUUGUGCGUCCAAGGUACAUUCUAUGGAAAAAGGUGUCGGUAGCAUAUUUUGUUACCAUGAUACAUGUGUUCAUCCAUUCAUUCAAAUUUUGUUACUCACAAUCAAGAUUUCCACAAAGAUAUAUCUUUUAAAAGUUCAUUGUUAAUCGUUGUCAAAGUAAUAGGUUUUGACUCACAAGAUGUUUUUGUUAUUUAGUGUUUUACUGCAAAGAGAUUUUUGAUUAUCUUGCACAUUUACAGGUUACUGAUAGAUUUUUUGACUGCCAUUUCACGGUAUACAUAGCAUUAUGGUCUUUGUAACAAUGAAGCACCAUGUUUAGUAUACGCCCAUUGAAUCACUUCCAUAUAUUAUCAAAUUGAAUUUAGUUGAUUCAUAUUCUUUAUUGAAAAUCAUGAUUUUUCAAACCUUUUCUGCUUCAAAUAUUUUCAUAUCCUUCUACUGGAAUCUUUGAUUGUAUUUUAAAGACUACAUCAGAAGUAUGUCUGCUCAUAUUCAACUUGGUUGUAUUGUUCCAUAACAUGCUUACAAAGAUGUGUUUUGUGAUUUGGCUUAACCUCCUGGAGUUAUUUCAAAUAGUUUUGCAGUGCAAAAACGUAUACUAUUUUUCCUAAAAUUCUUCGUUUUCGGUAAAGAUUUGUAUAUCUAGUAAUGCAGCAUCAGACCCUUAUACAUCAGUUACUUUUCAAGGUAUGACACCGAGUUGUAUAGUGGCUGAAUUAGGUUAUAAAAACAUGUCAUAAAUCUUUGGUUUUAUUUCUUAGCGGAUGAUUUCCAAUAAUUGGUUGAGAGUUUUAGAUUUAAUGAUAUAAUUUGUUUUUUCUUACUGUAUUUUAUUAGUAUUCAGAAUUUUAAUCUACAAUACAUUUUUAUUUACCGUGUUGAAAAUCGAGUGUAUGGCAUCAUCGACUCUUAUUUGUACUAAUGAAUGAUUUUUUCUAAUAAACGAAAUGAUGGGUAAA
Messenger RNA from Styela clava, 7842 nucleotides. NCBI's taxonomy places the organism in Eukaryota, Metazoa, Chordata, Ascidiacea, Stolidobranchia, Styelidae. The record is from RefSeq and is a predicted model, not a curated record.